Molecule: messenger RNA, 1089 nt
Organism: Candida dubliniensis CD36
Lineage: Eukaryota; Fungi; Ascomycota; Pichiomycetes; Serinales; Debaryomycetaceae
Gene: SRB1
Product: mannose-1-phosphate guanylyltransferase
Exons: 1
Coding region: 1-1089 (362 amino acids)
Biological process (GO): cell wall mannoprotein biosynthetic process; GDP-mannose biosynthetic process
Cellular component (GO): cytoplasm
Molecular function (GO): GTP binding; mannose-1-phosphate guanylyltransferase (GTP) activity
Source: RefSeq, a predicted model, not a curated record
AUGAAAGGAUUAAUUUUAGUCGGCGGUUACGGUACCAGAUUGAGACCAUUAACCUUAACUUUACCUAAACCAUUGGUCGAGUUCGGUAACAGACCAAUGAUCUUACACCAAAUCGAAGCAUUGGCUGCUGCUGGUGUCACCGAUAUUGUCUUGGCCGUUAAUUACCGUCCAGAAGUCAUGGUUUCCACAUUAAAGAAAUACGAAGAGGAAUACGGCGUUAACAUCACCUUCUCCGUUGAAGAAGAACCUUUGGGCACUGCUGGUCCAUUGAAAUUGGCUGAAGAAGUUUUGAAAAAAGACGACUCCCCAUUCUUUGUUUUGAACUCCGAUGUCAUCUGUGACUACCCAUUCAAGGAAUUGGCCGACUUCCACAAAGCCCACGGUGCUGCCGGUACUAUUGUUGCUACAAAGGUCGACGAGCCAUCGAAAUACGGGGUCAUUGUCCACGACAGAGACACUCCAAACUUGAUAGAUAGAUUUGUUGAAAAACCAGUCGAGUUUGUUGGUAACAGAAUUAAUGCCGGUUUAUACAUCUUGAACCCAUCAGUUAUCGACUUGAUUGAAAUGAAACCAACCUCCAUCGAAAAAGAAACUUUCCCAAUCUUGGUCGAACAAAAACAAUUGUACUCCUUCGACUUGGAAGGAUACUGGAUGGACGUCGGUCAACCAAAAGAUUUCCUUUCUGGUACCUGCUUGUACUUGACCUCCUUGUCAAAGAAACACCCAGAGAAAUUGUGCAAAGAGAAAUACGUCCAUGGCGGUAACGUCUUGAUCGACCCAACUGCCAAGAUCCACCCAUCAGCUUUAAUCGGUCCAAACGUCACAAUUGGGCCAAACGUCGUUGUCGGUGAAGGUGCUAGAAUUCAAAGAUCCGUAUUGUUGGCCAACUCCCAAGUCAAGGACCACGCAUGGGUCAAAUCUACCAUUGUCGGUUGGAACUCAAGAAUUGGAAAGUGGGCCAGAACCGAAGGUGUGACCGUCUUGGGUGACGACGUCGAAGUCAAAAACGAAAUCUACGUCAACGGCGCCAAGGUCUUGCCACACAAGUCAAUCUCCUCUAACGUCGAAAAAGAGUCUAUCAUUAUGUAG